Molecule: messenger RNA, 1193 nt
Organism: Chilo suppressalis (striped riceborer)
Lineage: Eukaryota; Metazoa; Arthropoda; Insecta; Lepidoptera; Crambidae
Source: the annotation of a GenBank genome assembly
AAUAAUUCAAAUUUCAAGUAUUUGUUUCUUAGUUUUCACGUACAUCACUCAUUUAAUAAUUUUGGAGUCUGAAACAUGGAACGGCAAGCUUGUUCUUAAAUCUCGUGUUAAAGUUAUGGGUUUGACUUUUUUUUGCAAAUUCAUCAUAGUUUUUUCUUACAUAUAUUAAAUUUUCAUAAAUGUAUUGCGACGCCAGUGUUAAAAUAUUAAUUUCUUUAAAUUUUUCUCUAAGAGAUUCUCUUGCCUAUAAAUUGUAUAUGGCGCGAACAGCUCUCUUUUGCAGUAUGAAAUUACAAUAAUAUAAUACUAGCAAACCAGUGAACCAAAUGUUCACCAAAAAAAAAUGUAUUUAAUUAAUUGAGAACUUCGGAGAUUUUGUGUGGUUUCGUUUGAAAUAGAAAUCACGUGAUUUCUCGAAAACCGGAAGUGCUACGUUACUCACAUCUGGUUUGUAGUCUUAUCAGACUAUUCUUAACUUAUAACUUAAACAUUCUCUAUAUCUAUCUCUUACGGUUUGGCCGCUGAAACAGCACCACGGUCGGACGGACGGACGGACUUGUCUAAUAGAUAAGAGAUAAUAUAAUUUCGAACCCCAUCCCGACACUUAACAAUAUAAUUAUUUAAAAACAUGCUGCAGAUGCCUCGUCGGGCGUUUCCUAGCGCGUUGUUGUUUACGUGGCGGAUGGUGGUGUACCGGCUCAAUGGGGCAAUUGGCCCACUCGAAACACAAUGCCGCAUCCAUGAGGCGACUCCACUGGCUACACACUUAUACACCGCUGCGCAUUCAUCGCGCGCUGAACGCAAACCAAAUAUCGCAGCAACGCAACGGCAGAAAUAUCAUAGCGGUGGAUGGGUCGCUAGUGGGGCGGGGUUCGCCCCCCUCUGGGUGGCUGCGAUUGGUCGCCGGGUGGCGGGUGGAGUGGGGCAGAAGCGGGGGGUGGAGGGAUGGGAGAGAUUCUCUCCUCUCCUCUCCUUUCCGCAUAGAUUGCGCGGAGGUCGCGGCGCGAGCGUACGCGUCUGUAGUGCGGUCGGAAGUCGGAAAAGAACCGAGGGAUGUUGUAUGGCGGCCUACCCAUCGAUUAACUGCGCUCUCCCGUGCCCCCGCGGCCCCUCCCAUGGGCGUGCCCUCCGCGGCGCGUCGAGACGCCUGGGCCGCUACUCCUCGUGUUACGUACUCCCGGCUCACGGCAUAA